Messenger RNA from Onychostoma macrolepis, 2816 nucleotides. RefSeq names its product poly A binding protein, cytoplasmic 1 b (gene pabpc1b). Gene Ontology annotation, molecular function: RNA binding. Lineage: Eukaryota; Metazoa; Chordata; Actinopteri; Cypriniformes; Cyprinidae. The transcript has 15 exons. Gene Ontology annotation, cellular component: ribonucleoprotein complex. Bases 531 to 2435 code for a protein of 634 amino acids. The record is from RefSeq and is a predicted model, not a curated record.
CCUUCCCUCCCGAUCCCCGGCUGUUAGUGCUGUGAGAGUGCGCGUGUGCUCCGGAGCUUGCCUCGGCACACAUUAUAUAAAAAAUAAAAAAAUACCAAAAAAAUUUAAAAACUUUUAAAAACUCCAAAAAAUCAUUUUCUUUCUUUUUCUUUCAAUUUUUUUUUUUUUUUUUUUUUUUUAAAUUAAAAAUCGGAGAAGUGGGAGCUGGAGGCCUUGAAACAUCUCAACAACCCCGAAAAAAUAACGACAGUCUGUGAGCUCGCGAAGGCCUAACGUUAGCGGUUUGCUUGAUUCGUUGGUUUGGAUUUUUCGCGUUUUAAAAUUUCAGUUGCCCUAAAUAUCCGUCAUUUUAAACGAAACGUUUUAAUCGUUCAGGCGAAGUAAUCUUUUAGUCGACGGUCUUCAACUGUAAAAAUUGGCGUGCUGAUAUUAGCUUGACAGCUAGUUAUAUUCUGACGUAGUUGAGCUCACGCGCCAGCGCCGCGAAAUACCUACAAUUCUGCGAGUUCACAGCUGCGAGAGAAGAGAAAAUGAACCCCAGCGCUCCUAGUUACCCCAUGGCCUCGCUGUAUGUUGGAGACCUGCACCAGGACGUGACUGAAGCCAUGCUCUACGAGAAGUUUAGCCCAGCCGGUGCCAUCCUCUCCAUCCGGGUGUGUAGGGACAUGAUCACGCGCCGGUCGCUGGGCUAUGCCUAUGUCAACUUCCAGCAGCCUGCAGACGCUGAACGGGCUUUAGACACGAUGAACUUUGACGUCAUCAAGGGUAGACCUGUCCGCAUCAUGUGGUCUCAGCGCGACCCCUCUCUGAGGAAGAGCGGCGUUGGAAACAUCUUCAUCAAGAACCUGGAUAAGUCUAUUGAUAAUAAAGCCCUAUAUGACACCUUUUCUGCAUUUGGCAACAUCCUGUCCUGCAAGGUGGUUUGUGACGAGAAUGGCUCAAAGGGCUACGGCUUUGUGCACUUUGAGACCCAGGAGGCCGCUGAAAGAGCCAUUGAGAAAAUGAACGGCAUGUUGCUGAAUGACAGAAAAGUGUUUGUAGGGCGCUUCAAAUCUCGCAAGGAGAGGGAGGCUGAGCUCGGCGCAAGAGCCAAAGAAUUUACAAAUGUGUACAUCAAAAACUUUGGGGAAGACAUGGAUGAUGAAAAACUCAAGGACAUCUUCAGCAAAUAUGGUUCUGCCAUGAGCAUCCGUGUCAUGACUGAUGAACAUGGAAAGUCCAGAGGCUUUGGAUUUGUGAGUUUUGAGAGGCACGAAGACGCCCAAAGGGCUGUGGAUGAGAUGAACGGCAAAGAAAUGAACGGGAAGCUUAUCUAUGUGGGUCGUGCUCAGAAGAAAGUGGAGCGGCAAACUGAGCUCAAGCGCAAAUUUGAGCAGAUGAAGCAGGACCGCAUGACUCGCUACCAGGGUGUCAAUCUUUACGUGAAGAACUUGGAUGAUGGUAUUGAUGACGAGCGUCUUCGUAAAGAGUUCUCUCCCUUCGGUACAAUCACCAGUGCCAAGGUCAUGAUGGACGGUGGUCGCAGUAAAGGCUUUGGAUUUGUCUGUUUCUCUUCCCCUGAGGAAGCCACUAAAGCGGUGACUGAGAUGAAUGGCCGUAUUGUGGCCACUAAGCCAUUGUAUGUGGCUCUUGCUCAGCGCAAAGAGGAACGGCAGGCCCAUCUCACCAACCAGUACAUGCAGAGGAUGGCCAGUGUCCGUGCAGUGCCAAACCCCGUUAUCAACCCCUACCAACCUGCACCUCCGUCAGGAUACUUCAUGGCUGCCAUUCCACAGGCCCAGAACAGAGCUGCGUAUUACCCUACCAGUCAGCUCACCCAGCUCAGACCCAGUCCCCGCUGGACCGCACAAGGCGUCCGGCCUCAGCACUUCCAGAACAUGCCAGGCACAAUGCGCCCAUCUGCCCCCAGACCUCAGACCUUCAGCACCAUGCGUCCUGCAUCUCAGGUGCCUCGCAUGAUGUCCACUCAGCGUGUUGCUGCUCAGACUAUGGGUCCACGACCCAGCACUGCAGCGGCUGCAGCUUCCGCUCCUCCAGUGCGCGGAGUGCCGCAGUACAAAUACGCCCCCAGUGUCCGCAGCCCCCAGCAGCACAUGAACACACAGCCUCAGGUGACCAUGCAGCAGCCUGCUGUGCACGUGCAAGGACAGGAACCGCUCACGGCCUCCAUGCUCGCCGCUGCCCCGCCACAGGAACAGAAGCAGAUGCUGGGUGAACGUCUCUUCCCACUUAUCCAGAAUAUGCAUCCCAGCCUGGCUGGCAAGAUCACCGGUAUGCUGCUGGAAAUCGACAACUCGGAGCUCCUCCACAUGCUGGAGUCUCCAGAGUCUCUGCGCUCCAAGGUCGAUGAGGCAGUGGCCGUACUCCAGGCUCACCAGGCUAAAGAAGCCGCUCAGAAAACCGUGACCAAUUCUACUGGCGUGCCAAACGUCUAAGCCAAGGGGGACACGUCCUUGAAUCUCCACAGAGAGGAAAAAGUAAACAGAGAAAAAAACAGAAAACAUCGCAAAACAUGGAAAACGAUAUUUAAAAAAGAAACUUGAAAGAGCCAGGUCUAGAGACAAGCAUUCUAGGCCUAGUUAAGGUAUAUUAAAAAAGGAACAAAAAAAGGAAAAAGACAAAAAUAAUGUUGGAGGUUUAAAAAAAAAAAAAACCCACAGCAUAGGGAAUAAACAGCCGUAAAGCAUUCCUGCCUUGUUUUAUUGCUUUUAAAGCCUGGCUAUGUCAUGUUCUCAGUAGGAGAACUGACUGAACCAGCAAUGUGAAGUUAUCUUAAAUUCAAAAUAUGCUUGCUCAAAUAAAGUUCAUUAAAAAUG